AUGGAUUUUAAAGCAAGUGGGACAAAGUUUAAGAAAACUGGCAAGAAGGUAGUGCCUGCUAAAGCGUUUGAAGAAAUUGUUCAGACAAAUAGAGAUGUUCUGAAAAAAUCAGCAUUCCUCUCAGAUUUACUUGAAAAUUUACAACCGCACCUCAAUAACAUUAAGAAAAUACGAUGUGUUGCAAUUGGAAAUUUCAAGGAGGAUUUUCCUGCGACGUACCAAUUCGCUCUUCUCCUAGAGAUUACUGAUUAUAUAAAAAGUGAGGAUGAAAGGGAUGUCGUUGUUUCCCUGUAUGAUCCAAUAUUUACUAAAGAAGAGAUACAGUACUUGAAAAGUUUAGGAAGCAAAUGGCUGAUAGAGGAAGAAUUUUCAGAGAACGAUGCAAUUGAUUAUGAAUCGGUAUUAUAUUUCCUUCCCCAUGCUCCUUUGGAUUUAACUGAGAACAUACUAUCGUCACAGCGACCACACUUAUGGCUGGCAAAUAAUAUGAUAUCACACACCGAUAGAUACACCAAAGCAAAACUUUGUGAAAACUAUCCUAAUUUAAGCAAGCUAGUUCAUUACUUGCAGACUAACGCUCCGCCAGAAGUUAAAAAAGCACAUGAUGUAGAUGGUUUUGCAACAUUCAUUCCAAAGAGAAAAAGAAAAAACAGAAACAACUCCUCUAAACUCAAGGUCACACCAUCUGAUAUAGACUAUGAUUCAAUAGCACCGAAGUUUAAGUCCUGCCAAAUACUCACCGAUUUUGAUGAAGGAAAGUAUUUGAAGGAAAAACCCUGGAUCAAUUCCUUCUCUGACUUGACGUUACAUGCUAUAGAGUACUAA
Molecule: messenger RNA, 825 nt
Organism: Saccharomyces cerevisiae S288C
Lineage: Eukaryota; Fungi; Ascomycota; Saccharomycetes; Saccharomycetales; Saccharomycetaceae
Gene: BER1
Product: Ber1p
Exons: 1
Coding region: 1-825 (274 amino acids)
Cellular component (GO): cytoskeleton
Source: RefSeq, marked reviewed